AUGAAAAAGCCCCUCACCUUGUUGGAUUAUGCCAAGGAUGUUAAGGGAAUCAAAACUGUUGAGUUAGAGGACUUGGAUAUUUGUUUGCUCGAUCCACAUAUUUCUUUGGAGAAGAUCGACACAAAUACCUUAUACAACAUAUUGGGACUAGUUUACCAUUUUGAAGAUGUCAAGACCGAGAAUAAAACUCGCGCUUCAACCAAGUCAACUAAUAGCAAGCCGAGAUACUUUUGUGACACAACAACAUGCUUUCGCUGUGGAGAGAUGAGCCAUGAAUUCAGGGAAUGCACCAAAACAUUUAAAAAAGACAUAUGUGUCUUGUGUAGCCGGAAUGGGCAUGUGAGGGAACAAUGUCCAUGUAGAUACUGCACGAGAUGCAGAGGAUUUGGGCAUUCCUUGGAUGUAUGUCCUAGUCCCAGAGACCUUGAUAUGCAGGAAAUGUGCAAGGCUUGCCCCGCAGGCAAACACAGCAUAGAGGAUUGCCCCAGGGUAUGGAAAAGAUACAAACUCAACGGCAAUACAUCGAGAUACACUAUAUACAAGGCAUGCCCGAAGUGCUUUUCUAGAAAUCAUUUCAUUGAUGACUGUUCCUCUUCCGAUAGGGCACAAUCUUCUAUAUUCAACUCCUCGUACUUUGAGCUCGCUAAUUUUUACAAUAAACAAUGA
This is a messenger RNA of Encephalitozoon romaleae SJ-2008, 666 nucleotides long. RefSeq names its product arginine methyltransferase-interacting protein. The transcript has a single exon. Gene Ontology annotation, molecular function: nucleic acid binding; zinc ion binding. The record is from RefSeq and is a predicted model, not a curated record. NCBI's taxonomy places the organism in Eukaryota, Fungi, Microsporidia, Unikaryonidae. The coding region runs from base 1 to 666 and encodes 221 amino acids.